CUAUAAUAAAUUUAUGGUAAAUACAUUUAAAACAUUUAAGAACUUUUGUAUCAUUUUAGGAUCUGUUGGUCCCCCUUUACCUAAUUGUCAUAUAAAAUUAAUUGAUGUUCCAGAAAUGGGUUAUUUAGCACAAAAUGAUGCAGGAGAGAUUUGUAUUCGAGGACCUGGUGUUUUCAAAGGUUAUUUUAAAAAUCCUACUGCAACAAAAGAAGCAUUGGAUGAAAAUGGUUGGUUGCAUACAGGAGAUAUUGGUCGUUGGUUGCCUAAUGGAUCAUUAGCAAUUAUAGACAGAAAGAAGCAUUUGUUGAAAUUAUCUCAAGGAGAAUAUGUUGUACCCGAGAAAGUGGAAAAUAUCUACAGCCAAUAUGAUGUCAUUCUACAAAUUUUUGUUGAUGGAUUUUCUGAUCAAGAUUAUUUGGUGUCUGUUAUUGUCCCAGAAAAGGCAACAUUUAUCAAGUGGGCCAAAAGAAAGAAUUUUGAUACAUCAGAUUAUGAUAAAUUAUGCAGCAACAAAAAUGUGCGUGCUACUUUAUUGAAGAAAUUACACAAAAUUGGAAAGGCCAAUGGGCUAAAUUCAUUAGAACAGGUUAAUUAUUAUUAUUAUUCCUUCUUAUACAAAAUAUUGGUAAAAGCAAUUGUUAUGUAUUUACAGUUAUCACAACAAUAA
Messenger RNA from Centruroides sculpturatus (bark scorpion), 667 nucleotides. Its product is annotated as long-chain-fatty-acid--CoA ligase 1-like. The coding region runs from base 14 to 667 and encodes 217 amino acids. Gene Ontology annotation, molecular function: long-chain fatty acid-CoA ligase activity. The transcript is spliced from 7 exons. Gene Ontology annotation, cellular component: membrane; endoplasmic reticulum. The record is from RefSeq and is a predicted model, not a curated record. NCBI's taxonomy places the organism in Eukaryota, Metazoa, Arthropoda, Arachnida, Scorpiones, Buthidae. Gene Ontology annotation, biological process: long-chain fatty acid metabolic process.